AUGGCCGACAUCCGCGUGAAAAACCUCAAAGCGCCCGUCGACGUCGCCGAGUAUCUAUUUCGCCGUCUGCAUCAAGUCGGUGUCCGCUCCGUCCACGGCGUUCCGGGCGACUAUAACCUGGUGGCCCUCGACUACCUCCCAAAGGCAGGCUUGAAAUGGGUCGGAAGUGUGAACGAGCUGAAUGCAGCCUACGCUGCUGAUGGCUAUGCCCGCAUCAACACCGUCGGCGCCGUCGUCACCACAUUUGGCGUCGGCGAGCUCUCCGCUAUCAACGGCCUUGCCGGAGCGUAUUCCGAGCAUAUCCCCGUCGUGCACAUUGUCGGCUGUCCGUCCACCCGCUCUCAGAAGCAGGGCAUGCUGCUCCAUCACACCCUCGGCAACGGCGACUACAACGUCUUUGCCAGCAUGAGCGCCAGCGUCUCCUGCAACGUCUCCAAGCUCAACGAUCCACAGGAAAUUGCCGUCUUGGUCGACCACGCGCUACGCGAGUGCUUCGUGCAGUCCCGGCCCGUGUACAUCAUGCUGCCCAGCGACAUGGUCACUGCCAAGAUCGAGGGCCAGCGCCUCGAGACGCCCAUUGACCUAUCUGAGCCGAGAAACGAUCCGGAGCAGGAGGCGUACAUUGUGAAUGUCAUUUUGAAGAAUCUCAGGUCGGCCAAGGCUCCUAUCAUCCUGAUUGAUGCGUGCGCAGUCCGUCAUCGUGUGCUAGCCGAAGUUCACAAACUACUUGCCAAAACCAAGUUGCCAGUAUUCGUCACGCCGAUGGGUAAGAGUGCCAUUAACGAAGACCAUCCCAAUUACGGUGGCGUGUAUGCGGGAGAGGGAUCCCAGCCAUACAGUGUCAAACAGGCUGUUGAGUCUUCCGACUUGAUUCUGUCCAUCGGCACACUGCAGAGUGAUUUCAACACUGCAGGCUUCUCAUUUCGCACCUCCAAGCUCAAUGUCAUCGACUUGCACAGCGAUCACUGCAUCAUUCACUACUCGACAUAUCCUGGUGCUCGAAUGAAGGGAGUGCUUCGCAGGCUCGUCGACAACCUGGACGUCAGCCAACUCGCCGUGACUCAGGUGCCUGCCGUUAAAAACGAAGUCACUAAAAACGAUGAUGGAACACCCACAAUUUCUCAAGCUUGGUUCUGGCCGCGUAUGGGUGAAUUCUUUUGCAAAGGUGAUAUUGUUGUGACUGAGACGGGCACUGCCAACUUUGGCAUUUGGAGCUCCAAGUUUCCAGCCGGGGUCACAGCUCUCAGUCAGGUUCUCUGGGGCAGUAUCGGCUGGUCUGUUGGUGCUGCUCAGGGUGCCUGCCUGGCCGCGAAAGAUAUGCGAGCCAAGCGCCGUACGAUUCUUUUUGUCGGAGAUGGAUCAUUCCAACUCACGGCUCAAGAGCUCAGUACCAUGAUCCGACAUGGGCUCAAGCCCAUCAUUUUUCUUUUGAACAACGAUGGUUACACCAUUGAGAGAUAUAUCCACGGCAUGGACGCAGAAUACAAUGACAUCAACGGAUGGGACUAUACCGCUCUGGUCGAUGUCAUGGGCGGCUCAAAAAGCUGCGCGAAACACGUCGUCAAAUCAAAGUCGGAACUUGACAAGCUCUUGACUGAUUCGAAAUUCAACGCAGCUGAUUGCCUUAAUUUCGUGGAAGUGAUGAUGCCCAAGGAGGACGCGCCAUCUGCCCUGGUUACAACGGCAGAAGCAAGCGCAAAGACCAAUGCGGAACAGAGCUAA
Molecule: messenger RNA, 1722 nt
Organism: Cordyceps fumosorosea ARSEF 2679
Lineage: Eukaryota; Fungi; Ascomycota; Sordariomycetes; Hypocreales; Cordycipitaceae
Product: pyruvate decarboxylase
Exons: 4
Coding region: 1-1722 (573 amino acids)
Molecular function (GO): thiamine pyrophosphate binding; carboxy-lyase activity; magnesium ion binding
Source: RefSeq, a predicted model, not a curated record